Messenger RNA from Mus caroli (Ryukyu mouse), 484 nucleotides. Lineage: Eukaryota; Metazoa; Chordata; Mammalia; Rodentia; Muridae. The record is from RefSeq and is a predicted model, not a curated record.
GUAACCAGAUCCCAGCCAGCAACCUGGAGGGUAUGGAGCAGAGACUUUAACCAUAGGAGAAGCGGGCAGCUGAACAGGACCCAGAGGGNUUGAGAUGAAGGAUAUGCUCAGGACUGGGAGUGGAGUGCGAGGCUCUGGGUUGGAUCUCCUCCACCAAGNCAGGAGAAUGAAAGUCUUGGACAGAGCACUGUGCACGCAUACUGAGAAGGUACUGCACAGACUCAGAGAGGACAAGCCAGGAAGAACUGAGGAGCCAUUUAUAAAGGGCCCAGGUGAGAGCAGCAUCCCUAUGUCCUGCUGCCCUAAUUUCAGCUACCAUGUGAUCCCGUGGAGCUGGGUGUACAGCUAUAAGUUCACCGGCAAGAGCUGCACCAGUGACGGUGUGAUAUUCUUUACAAAAUCAGGUAAGCAAUUCUGUGUCCAGCCAGGGGCCAAAUGGGUGCAGAGAUUCAUCUCUCUGAUGAACACCAGGAACCAUUCGUGA